Messenger RNA from Mercenaria mercenaria, 11512 nucleotides. RefSeq lists its product as uncharacterized. The record is from RefSeq and is a predicted model, not a curated record. Gene Ontology annotation, molecular function: protein binding; ADP binding. NCBI's taxonomy places the organism in Eukaryota, Metazoa, Mollusca, Bivalvia, Venerida, Veneridae. The transcript is spliced from 5 exons. Bases 149 to 5173 code for a protein of 1674 amino acids.
CCCGUGUAUGCUGCUGACAUGCGCAGCUGAAAUGAAAACAUUGUUGUGAAUAUCGGUUAUCAUUGUUGUGAAUAUCGGCUAUUAUAUCUACUUUCUGUUGAUAUAUGCUUAACAUGGAAAUGACCCGGUGACUUCAAGGAGUAGGACAAUGAGUGCUUUCAACCAUCAAAACUUUUCUUCUUCUUUCAACUUUCAAGAUUUUUCUUCACGCCUGAACGAACCUGAUGCUAUAAUUGUUGAGAUAGCCAGUGAUGUUACUUCGAAUCAAGUUGUAAAGCCCGACAUAGAGGACGAUCAGAAGCGAUGGCUUAUUGUUGGAAUAUGUCUGCACAGCGUCAUAUCUCCCGCUUUAAGACAGUACAUUCCUCCUGUUGUGAGCAAAUUGUACAGCACUUUGAAACGCACAGACCAGGUGGACAAACAGACAUUCACCAAACAUCUGAUACGGUAUAAACCUACAAACAAAGAGCUGAACUAUGAGGCAAUUAACAACAACAGCACUAUACCAAAGGUGAAAGGGAAGAAAGAUGUACAAAAAUAUAACUACAAUGUAACUAGCGAUGUGGACCUCACCAAAUUGUUUAUGAUAACCAGUAUGGCCCACUAUACCGGGUUUGAUGAUACGUGUGACUCGUCGGCACUACUGGGAAUCAUAAUCAAUAUUGAUACAUUCCCUGCUUUACCUAAGAAAACAGCUGAAAAGGUACGUGCAGAUAUUCGGAAUCCUUGGGCUCAUUGCAACUUUUCUGAGUGGGACGUCAUCAAGUAUCAAAACUCAUUCCAGCUAAUGCACCAGUUUAUUCGGAACCUGCAACUUCCGGUACAGGAUGAGACAGCAAUUCUAGCAAAACUGACUCACUGGCAAACAAAUGGAGUGCAAUUUCUACAAGGCACAACACUUGGUGUAGAGCUUGUACAGGAACUGAAAAAUGAAACAAGAGCGCUAAGUAAAUUCAUUCUGGACAUAGUGUCACAGACAGAUGAGAGUUUCAAACCUGUUCAUAAUGCUUUACUUUCUAUGGAAGGCACUUUAAAUGAAACAACUGAUAAAGUAAGUCAUCUAUUGACGGAUACGUCGGAAUUGAAAGGCAAUUUAAAAGCGCUGACAGAUACAGUAGAUGAUUUGCAAGAUGCACAUGAACAACAUUCUGACACCAUAGAAAAGAUGAAGACUCAUAUAGAAGAUGUACAAUCUAAUGUCAAUAAAACGCAGCUGGAGCUUGUUAAUUCCAAGCAGAAGGUUGACCACAUAGAAAGCCGUUUAGACGAUAUAUCACUGGGAGUUUCAGAAAACAGGACUAAACUAAAUGAUACUAAGACAGAGAUUAUAUAUGCUAGGAUUGAUAUUGAGGAGUUAACUAAAUAUUUAUCAUCUGAAAGGCCAAAUGACAAAGUGUUUUUCUAUCCCCCAGAUAGAGUUUCUUCAUUUGUUAGUCGAGAGGAUGAAUUAGAAACGCUUCAAGAAGAGUUUCAAAGACGUAGCAACGACCAUCAUGUACAAGUUAUUUGUGGAUUAGGUGGAAUUGGAAAAACAACCUUGUCUAUUGAAUAUGCUUGGACUUUUCAAAGUUUUUAUCCUGGAGGUGUGUUUUGGAUGUCAGCGGAAACAACCGAAGCGUUGGAAGAUUCUAUACAACGUCUAGCCAUAGACGCAAGUACUGUUGGAAAAAAUGCGAAAGAAACACUCACAAAGACGCUAAAAUGGAUGUCCUCUAUACAAGAUAGAUGGCUGCUUGUGAUCGAUAAUGUAGAUAUGGAGGAAAUUAGAAGUAGCAUAAAAGAAUUGCUUCUCGGAGCUUGGAAAAGGAAUUCAAAAGGCCAUAUUAUAAUUACAUCUAGAAGGGAGGCGGAAGAAGCGGAAGAUGAGUUCAAUGUCAAAUUAAAGGACUGUAUUACACUAGAUGUACUGACUGAACGUGAAAGCGUUCAGUUCAUGACAACUCGCUCGGGCUGUAAGAAUGACAAGAACGACCGCAGUCUCGAAUUAUUGAUAGAGGAGCUCGGCGGUCUACCGCUCGCUUUGGAGCAAGCAGUCGCACAUAUAAAAACUUUACACUGUACCUUCAAAGAAUAUUUGGAAAAAUUUAAUCGAAAAAGACUGAAAAUUCUCAAAGCUAGUAGAUCUCGUUUUAAUGUAUCAAAGGAACGUCAAGCUGUACGUACAACAUGGCAUUUGAAUUUUGACUAUAUAGACAAGCAGUCCGAAGAAGAAGGACUAGGAUGUGCAGCAGUUACUGUAAUGGAAAUAUCAGCAUUUCUGUAUGCAGAUGAAAUUCCACUGACUAUUUUAAAUGUAGGUUCACCCGAGAUUUUAGACGAAGAUCUUCUUGACGCAUUCCAAGAAGAAAUAGGAGUCAAGCAAGUUGCUGAAAUACUUGCACGAUUCUCUUUGUUCAGUCGUCGUGGUGGCAGUACCCUUAGUGUCCAUCGGUUAGUGCAGGAGGUCAUCAGAGAAAAUCUAACUGAUUCAGAUCGAAAAGCUUUUAUCCUACAAUGUGCAACACGUAUGAUAAACAAGGCUCUUGAGAGGACGCAGUCGCCAAGAGAAGCUUUAAAAGAAGAAAAUGUUGGCAGAGCUUCAUUACAGAUGUGGAGUAAAUUAGCACUCAGUGCAAAUACAUUAAAAACCUAUCUUUUCGAGUUUACAAAAACUAAUAAGAAACAAAUGCAUAUUUGCUUUAAUAUUGAAAGCACAAAGCUAUUACAAACAAGUGCAGUAUACCACAGUCUGUUUCAGCGGCAAGACGAGGCGUUAGCCUGCCAAGCUCAAAUGUUGAGCAUCAUACCCGCACUCGGCAUUGCUGAAUCUGAUUACAGAGAACUAACCUGUAUUAAGAUACCCCUUUUACAGAAUGACAGAGAGAUUAUUCAAAGUAGUAUGACAAUGGCUAUAUCGACGGGAACAGAACAAUUGGUAGGAGUAGAUCAAGCACAAACCGUUGCGCUGUUGGAUCCAGAACCAUUGCGCAUUAUGGGAAAUGACGCUUUUAAAUCACAGAAAUACCAAGAUGCCAUUCAAUGUUAUUCUGAAGCAAUCACUGCCAGUCACGGUAAUAUUGAUCCAAAAGUUCUUUCAAACAGAAGCCUUGCCUACUUAAGAGUUUCUGAUUAUGAAAAGGCAUUGCGUGAUGCAGAUCUAUGUAUACAAAUUGAUCCAAACGCACACAAAGCUUAUUGCUGGAAGGCAUAUGCAAUUGCUAAUCUUAUUCGUCUUGGUGUGUUGUCCAAGUCCUGGGAAUCAGCUGGUUUGGCAGCUGCAGCUGUUGCCGGAUAUUUUAAUAAGAAGUGUUUACUUGAAUACAGGAUGAAAAUUGAAUAUCCAGUUGUACGAUUCAAAAUUAUAAAAGAUCAAUCCACUCUAGGACAGGAAAUGGUUUCCAUGAUGAACAGGGCUUAUACAACAUUAUUGCUACGUAAAGGUAAUUACCAAAUAGAUCUGCAUAAAGCAGAGAUCACUACAAAAAGUGUCCAGAUCAUCGGUAUAGAAGAAGGUGUUGAAAUCCAUAGCCCACUAGGAGUUUCCUUGAUCCACCCGAGUAAGAUGAGCUCUAAGUUUCGAUUCGAGGCAGAAAUUAAUGUGUUUUUCGAAAACGUAACGUUUCCUAACGAGACUGGGCAAAUACUUGUCGAUGGUCAAGUGAACGCAACAUUUUACAGAUGUGUGUUUUCAAACGGUAGAAAGGGCUGUGAGGACUUCCCGUUUUGUAAUGGUCGUCGUGGUUGUGUAAAUCCAAACCCGGACGAGUGCAGAACGUUAAGUGCGUUGCAAGAAAAAGCGUCGUGUCCGCAUCCGAGCGGAGUCGUUGGUCAUGCCGGUAUCUGUGCAGAUGGGGGUGGAAAUGUAUUAAUAGAUAACUGUACAUUAAACAGGUGCGGUGGUGGGGGCACUCUCAGUAUUGACGGAUCUGUUCUUAAGAUAAGACACAGUGCCCUUCGUAAUAUGAGACAGGCGGGUGUUGAGGUAAGGGAAGGAGGCUUUACAGUUGCUGAAGAUUGUACAAUUUGUGACAAUCAGUUCCAUGGGGUGGUGAUAGGACCGAAAGGAAGAGGGGUUGUAAAAAGCUGUGUCAUACAAAACAACAAAAAUGAAGGAAUUUGGUGCGGAGGCAAUCUGGACACUAAAGGAGAAUCACGUUUAACACAUACAUCGAAUUCAGAAGGCGGAUCAACAUGCAUUAUCUUUGAUAAUUUAAUCUAUCAAAAUGGUAUGUCAGGAAUAUCACUAGAUGGCGGAUCGUAUGAUAUUUCUGGAAACAAAAUAUUUGAAAACUGGCUUUGGGGAAUGAUGGUGAAAUCUAGAUCAACAACAAACAUAUGCAACAAUGAUAUAUUUGAGAACAAGUGUGGCGGCAUAAGGAUUGGAGUAAAUUACUCAGCACCAGUCAUGAUGGAUGGAAAUACUAUUCGAGACCAUACUGGCCCUGCUGUUCAUACAGAAAGGGACCAUAUAACGAAUGACUUUCCAAGGACGUUACAUGGAAACAAAGGUCUAAUAGAAAUGAUGAAAGAUAUUGGUAUGAUGGAUGAUGAGAGCACAGUUUUUUCAAUACCACCUAUCAUAACAUCAAGGAAUGUAAUCGAAAAAAACAACAGAGGAGAACAGCAUCCACGACAAAUCCUAGACCUUGUAGAAACCUGUUGUUUCUGUCAUACUGAUUCUAACAAACUAAAAAUAUGUGCGAAGUGUAAGAAGGCAAGCUACUGUUCUAAAGAAUGUCAGAAACAACACUGGAAACGUCAUCAGAUUAUAUGCAAACUCUUGACUGAAAACUUUACCGUAGACAUAAAGAUGUCAGAGACAACUAAUUGGGACGUAUACUUAAAUGUGCAACGAGGAUCGAAUAUUGUCCGCACCACAAAAGUUCCACUGCCAGGAUUAGGAGAAGGUGCACCUCCUGACAAGACAAGUGAAAGAAGAUUUAUUGUCAAAAUACAGUCAGGACACGAAUACACAAGAUAUGAUCCAAAUAAGAUGAUGAGACUGUAUGACCAAACUCAGACCAUGGAUAUAUUUUUCAGAAACCCUAACAUCUAUCACUUAAUUUGCGAGUGUGGAGUUCUAGCUGCAUCGAAAUUCACUACAAAGAAAAUGUUCUGUUGGGCUUCUUUUAAAGACAACGGCAAAACGCUGCGUAUGUAUACAGACACUUUGCCAACAUUUCAAACAUGGUAGUCAUGCAGGUUAUUUAGUAUAUCGGAUGUUCAACACAACAAAAAUAUCCGAUGUACAUUUUCAUUUGUGCGUUCUUUGUUAGCUCGACUAUUCGAGCAAAUACAUAUUGUUAUCAUUUAAAGGCAUAUAGCUUUGAAACUUGUUUUCCCUUUUCUAGGUCAAUUACCAACCUCACUGGGUCAAGUCCCAUAACUCUGACAUGUAUUUUGAGCAAAUUAUGCACCCUUUCGACUUAGAAAAUCCUGGUUAAAGUUUUACAUGCAUGAUACAAUUUCCAAAACAAAUGCAGAUAUUGAAUUGAAACUUCACAAGUCUUGUGUCUUCGGGGUUAUAAAACUAGGUGAUGGCAUCGAGUCUAUAACUCUUGACAUAUCGUGGGCUGAGCGCGAAACUAUUGUAUCUUGUUCUUUAUUCAUAUACAGUUACAUUAGUUUCGCGCUCAGCCCUCGAUAUAUUUUGGUCAAAUUAUGCCCCCUUUUGGACUUAAAAAAUCCUGGUUAAAAUUUUGCAUGCAAGUACAGCUAUUACUAAAAGCCAUACAGAUUUGAUACUAUUUUUAGCUCAUCUGAGCAGGUGAGUUUUUGUGAUCGCUCGAUGUCCGGCGUCUGUCUGUCGUCUGUCAACAUUUAGCUUGUGUAUGCGAUAGAGGCUGUAUUUUUCAAUUGAUCUUCAUGGAAUUUGGUCAGAAUGAUUGCCUUGAUGAAAUCUAGGCCAAGUUCGAAAAUGGGUCAUCUGGGUCAUAAACUAGGUCACUAGGUCAGAUCAAAGAAAAACCUUGUUUAUGCGAUAGAGGCUGUAUUUUUCAAUUAAUCUUCAUGAAUUUUGGUCAGAAUGAUUGCCUUGAUAAAAUCUAGAUCGAGUUUGAAAAUGGGUCAUCUGGGAUCAAAAACUAGGUCACUAGGUCAAAUCAAAGAAAAAGCUUGUGUAUGCGAUAGAGGCUGUAUUUUUCAAUUGAUCUUAAUAAAUUUUUUUCAGAUUAAUUACUUUGAUGAAAUCUAGGCCAAGUUCGAAAAUGGGUCAUCUGGGGUCUAAAACUUGGUCACUAGGUCAAAUCAAAGGAAAACUUUGUGUAUGCGAUAGAGGCUGUAUUUUUCAAUUGAUCUUCAUGAAUUUUUGUCAGAAUGAUUGCCUUGAUAAAAUGUAGGUCAGGUUUGAAUAUGGGUCAUCUGGGGUAAAAAACUAGGUCACUAGGUCAAAUCAAAGAAAAACCUUGUGUAUGAAAUAGGGGCUGCAUUUUACACCGGAUCUUCAUGAAAUUUGAUCAGAAUAUUUGUUUGUAUGAAAUCUAGGUCGAGUUUUGAUAUGGGUCAUGUGGGGUCAAAAACUAGGUCAACCGGUGAAAUUAAAUAAAAACCUUGUGUACACAAUAGGGGCUGCAUUUUACACGGGAUAUUCAAAACAUUUAGUCAGAAUGUUUGCCUUGACGAAAUCUAGGUCAAGUUAGAAUAUGGGUCAUCUGUGGUCAAUAACUAGGUCACUAGAUCAAAUCAGAGAAAAACCUUUUGUAUGCAACAGAGACUGUAUUUUUCAAUUGAUCUUCAUGAAAUUUGGUCAGAAUGAUAGCCUUGAUGAAAUUAAAGUUAAAUUUGAAUAUGGGUCGCUUGGGGUAAAAAACUAGGUCGCUAGGACAAAUCAAAGGGAACUUUUUAUAUGUGAUAGAGGCUGUAUUUUUCAGUUGAGGUAAAUGGUGAGAAUGAUUGCCUUGAUCAAAUCUAGGUCAGGUUAGAAUGUAGGUCAUCUUGACUCAGAAACUAGGUCACUAGAUCAAAUUGAAGAAAAUACUUGUUUACACUUAAGAGACCAUAUUUUUGGUCUAAUCUUAAUGAAAAAUGGUCAGAAUAUUUGUUUCUAUGAAAUCACUAGGUCAAACAUGUUAAUACUGUUAUGGUGUGUUUCUCAGGUGAGCGACCUAGGGCCAUCUUGGCCCUCUUGUUUUCUUUUCUAGAUCAGUUACCAACCUCACUGGGUCAAGUCCCAUAACUCAGACAUAUAUUUUGGGCAAAUCAUGCCCCCUUUUUGACUAAGAAAAUCCUGGUUAAAGUUUUGCAUGCAAGUGCAUACAGCUAUUCCUAAAAGCCAUACAGAUUUGAUACUAUUUUUUUCUUUUCUAGAUCAGUUACCAGCCUCACUGGGUCAAGUCCCAUAACUCAGACAUGUAUUUUGGUUAAAGUUUUGUGUGCAAGUACAUACAGCUAUUACUUAAAGGCAUAUAGAUUUGAAACUUACUUUACUCUGACAUGUAUUUUGAGCAAACUAUGCCCCCUUUUGGAUUAGAAAAUCCUGGUUAAAGUUUUACGUGCAAGUUACUAUGUCCAAAACUAAUGCAGAUAUUAAAUUGAUACUUCACAUGUGUCUUCGUGGUUAUAAAACUAGUUGAUAGCAUCAAGUCCUAAAACUGUGACCUGCAUUUUGGCCAAAUUAUUUCCCGUUUUGGACUUCGAAAAUCCUGGUUAAAGUUCUGCGAGCAGGUACAAACAGCCAUAACUUAACGACACGUAGAUUUGAAACUUUUUUAUGCCCCCAGCAUCUACUGAUGCGGGAGGCAUAUAGUGAUCGUCCUGUCCGUCCGUCCUUCCGUCCGUUCGUCCGUCCGUCCGUACGAGGUUAACCAAAUGGGACCGUUUCGUCUAGCAUCAAUACCCCUUACUAGAAUGACUUAAUACUAAUGCAGAUGUAACCUGUGACCAUUCCUCAUCUUCUGACCUCAGUUUGACCUUGACCAUGACCUCAUUUUGGACUUAGGUUGCUUUAUACGGGCCAUCUCCUGGUUAACCAAAUGGGACCGUUUCGUCUAGCAUCAAUACCGCUUACAAGAAUGAAUUGAUACUAAUGCAGAUGUAACCUGUGACCAUUCCCCAUCUUCAGACAUCACCUGACCUCAGUUUGACCUUGACCUUGACCUCAUUUUGGACUUAGGUUGCUUUAUAUGGGCCAUCUCUUGGUUAACCAAAUGGGACCGUUUCGUCUAGCAUCAAUACCCCUUACUAGAAUGACUUGAUACUAAUGCAGAUGUAACCUGUGACCAUUCCCCAUCUUCAGACAUCACCUGACCUCAGUUUGACCUUGACCUUGACCUCAUUUUGGACUUAGGUUGCUUUAUACGGGCCAUCUCCUGGUUAACCAAAUGGGACCGUUUCGUCUAGCAUUAAUACCGCUUACAAGAAUGAGUUGAUACUAAUACAGAUGUAACCUGUGACCAUUCCUCAUCUUCAAACAUCACCUGACCGCAGUUUGACCUUGACCUCGUUUUGGACUUAGGUUGCUUUGUAUUGACAAGGAUACCACCGGGAGCAUAAAGCGUUUAUUGAACGCAGCUUCUUGUUUUUAGCUCACUUGAGCAAUGCUCAGGUGAGUUCUUGUGAUCGCAGGAUGUCCGGCGUCCGUCGUCUGUCAACAUUUAGCUUGUGUAUGCGAUAGAGGCUGUAUUUUUCAACCUAUCUUCAGAAUAAUCGCCUUCUGGGUCAUCUGGGGUAUAAAAAUUAGGUCAAUAGGUCAAAUCAAAGAAAAACCAUGUGUGUGCAAUAGAGGCUGUAUUUUUUAAUUUCUUUCUAUGAAAUAAUGUCGGAAUGAUCGUCUUGAUGAAAUAUAGGUCGAGUUUCAAUAUGGGUCAUCUGAAGGAAAAAUAGGUCACUAGGUCAAAACAGAGAAAAACCUAGUGUAUGCGAUAGAGAAUAAUAACUUUGAUGAAAUCUAGUUCAAAAUUGAAUAUGGGUAAUUUGAGGUCAAAAACUAGGUCACUAGGUGAGAUAAUAGAAAAAUCUUAUGUAUGCGAUAGAGACUGUAUUUAUUAAAUUUAUUUUCAUGAAAUUUGGUCAGAAUGAUUGCUUUCAUGAAAUCUAGGUCGAGUUUGAAUAUGGCUUAUCUGGGAUCAAAAAAUAAGUCACUAGGUCAAAUCUAAGAAAAACAUUGUGUAUGCGAUGGAGGCUGUUUUUUUUUAAAUUUCUUUCCAUGACAUUAUGUCAGAAUGAUUGUCUUGAUGAAACAUAGGUAGAGUUUCAAUAUGGGUCAUCUGAGGGAAAAAUAGGUCACUAGGUCAAAACAAAGAAAAACCUAGUGUAUGCGUUAGAGACUGAAUUUUUCAGUUGGUCUUCCUUAAAUUUGGUCAGAAUGUUAGCCUUGAUGAAGUAAAAAAGUAGGUAACUAGGUCAAAUCAAAGAAUUACUUUGUGUAAGCGAUAGAGGCUGUAUUUUUCUAUUGAUCUUCAUGAUGGGAGCGGUGGUCUAGUGGUUAAGGUGUCGGCCGCUCAACCCAGGGGUUGUGGGUUCGAGCCCCAUUGGGGUCACGACCAUGACUUCUCAUAAGGCACCAGUACUGGUUUUUCCAGGAAGCAGACUCGAGAGUUGUUCAAAUAAACUUGAAGCUUUCAUUACAAUCGAGCUAAAAUAAAUUAGUAUAAACUAAACUAAAUUUUGUGAGAAUGAUUGCCUUGAUAAAAUCUAGGUUAAGUUCGAAUAUGGGUCAUCUGGGGUAAAAAAACUAGGUCACUAGGUCAAAUCAAAGAAAAACCUUGUGUAUGCAAUAAAGGCUGUAUUUUUUAAUCGAUCUUCAUGAAAUUUGGUCGGAAUAAUUGCUUUGAUGAAAUCUAGUUCGAAAUUGAAUAUAGGUAAUUUGAGGUCAAAAACUAUGUCACUAGGUCAAAUAAUAGAAAAAUCAUAUGUAUGCGGUAGAGACUGUAUUUUUUUUCAAUUUAUUUUCAUGAAAUUUGGUCAGAAUGAUUGCCUUCAUGAAGUCUAGGUCGAGUUUGAAUAUGGAUUAUCUGGGGUAAAAAAAAUAGGUUUCUAGGUCAAAUCUAAGAAAAACAUUGUGUAUGCGAUAGAGGCUAUUCUUUUUCAAUUGCUUUUCAUGAAAUUAUGUCAGAAUGAUUGUCUUGAUGAAUAUAGGUCGAGUUUCAAUAUGGGUCAUCUGAGGGAAAAAUAGGUCACUAGGUCAAAACAAAGAAAAGCCUUGUGUUUGCGAUAGAGACUGUAUUUUUCAAUUGGUGCUGUACAUCUUAAAUAGACGCCACGGACUGAUUCAACAUGUACUCAUUAACUUGGUAAAGUAUGAUACUGUCAAUGUAAUCUAAAUACUGUUAAUCAGUAGCAUUACUUGAUGCAAAUUAUUAAAUCUUAACUAAUACUUUGUAUAACUGAAGUCUGUCGCAAAUAGUAGGACAGCUUAUUUUUAUCUCGAUGUCCAUUUUGUUCGAACCUCUUUUUGAUAUCAAACGCAUAAUUACGUUUUUCGAAAUUGAAAACCUGAAUAUUGGAUUGGCGUCGUUGGGCGGAUAAAUUGAUGUGCGGCGACAAGAUUUGGUUUUUAUUUUGGUUGAGGUAUUGAGAUGAAUCUUGGCCGAUUUGUAGCUUAUAGCAAGACCAAGAUUGACAUUGAAUUGGGGGUCAGUGGGAUCAAGCUCACUUUUACUAAAAAGAACAAAAAACUAAACAAGAGGGCCAUGAAGGCCCUGUAUCGCUCACCUGACCUAUUGACCUAAAGAUCAUCAAGAUUAACAUUCUGACCAAGUUUCAUUUAGAUAUGGUCAUAAAUGUGGCCUCUAAGUGUUAAAUAGCCUUUCCUUUGAUUUGACCUGGUGACCUAGUUUUUGACCCUACAUGACCCAGAUUCGAACUUGGCCUAAAGAUCAUCAAGAUUAACAUUCUGACCAAGUUUCAUUAAGAUAUGGUCAUGAAUGUGGCCUCUACAGUGUAAACUAGCUUUUCUUUUGAUUUGACAUGGUGACCUAGUUUUUGAUCCUACAUGACCAAGAUUCAAAAAGGACCUUGUGAUUAUUAAGAUUAACACUCUAAUAAAGUUCCAUGAAGAUACAGUCAUAAAUGUGGCCUCUAUAGUGUUAAAAGCUUUUCCUUUGAUAGGUCCUAGUGACCUAGUUUUUCACCCCACCCGACCCAGAUUUGAACUUGACCUAUAGAUCAUCAAGAUUAACAUUCUGACCAAGUUUCACGAAGAUACAGUCAUAAAUAUGGCCUCUACAUUGUUAACAAGCUUUUCCUUUGAUUUGACCCGGUGACCUGGUUUUUGACCCCGGUUGACCAAAUAUCGAACUUGUCCAAGAUUUUAUUAAGGGUAACAUUCUGACCAAGUUUCAUUAAGAUUGGGCCAAAAUUGUUACCUCUAGAGUGUUAACAAGUUUCGAUUGAUUGAAAUUAAUCUUGGUAUAUAAAUGGGUUCUAGAAUAGCCAAGGCUGGCAUUGCAUAUGGAGUCAGUAGGGUCAAGUAUAACCGAUUUAAUGAAUACAUAGUGGCGCAAUGGUAUUUAGGCAGUAAUGGUAGUCAUUUUGGAGUGAUGCAGACAAGUAGUAGUUCUAAUCAUGGUCAGGCAUUGACUUUUUUCGUUUUUAA